Heterotrigona itama is the source of this 1619-nucleotide messenger RNA. Lineage: Eukaryota; Metazoa; Arthropoda; Insecta; Hymenoptera; Apidae. The record is from the annotation of a GenBank genome assembly.
AUGUCGGUCGAAGUGAGAGCGGGUCGACCAACAAUGCCAACAAUUCCACAAUCCAAGAGACCAACAAUUUUAGUUUAUCCGACAGGUAAGAUGUCAAUACAAUUUUUUGUAAGAUAAAACAAAAUAUCAUUGUUUUCAUCUUUUCAAUAAUGGUGCGAAUGCAAUUCUACGUAAUACUCAUACAAUAACAAUGAGACAAGUGAUACUUGAAUAAUAACAUUGAAUUUUACAGAGUCAAUGAGAUUACUAUCUACUUAAGUAUAAUACAAUUGGAUAAUGAGGAAAUUUAAUUUUACAAAAAGGAAUUAAUGGAAUUAUCAGAUUAUCUUCCUGAUCCAGAAUCCAAUCUUUUUGCAAACUUAAAAAUAUUGUGAAAGGAUUAAGUAUUUCGUUAAAAUCCUGUUAUGACAGAACGAAUCUUCGUUGUACUUUACGAAGUAACCAAGCAAAUAAUUACUUCCCAAUCUCAAGGGUCUAAAAGAAACAGAGAGUGGGAGCUUAAUCAAAUUGCAAACUGUCUAGACGUCUAAAUGAAGAAGUGAUAUUUAUAAAUAAAAAAUGAUAUAAAUAUUUUAACGUUGUAAUUUUAGAUUUAGAAUGUUGUUAUAGUACGAAAUUAUUUUGAUUUUAACAAAAAAAUAUUUAUGAGUCCUAUUAUUCAAAAUAUAUUUUCGCUAUUAUUAUAUAUUAGAUUUUUAUGCACUUAUAAGAAAUUUAAAUGCAAAAGUGUACAGUAAAAUAUCUAAAAUGCAAUAUUACAUUUAUAAUUAACAGAGAAAACAAUGUUCUGUUUAGGUUCUCUUUUCUAAAUUUGAUUUAUAAAAAUAUAAACUCUAGUAAAAAUCCAUAGUUUAUUUAUAUUAUAUAUCUUGUUUUUUUGUCACGUUAAACGAAACACUUUUCUUUUCUUGGAAGUUAAAUUAUCGUUUAGAAGAUUGAUGGCACUUCUUUCACAACUUUUAUUAAAAGAUUCAUUUGUAGAAUCAUUUGUUGUCAACUUUCUUCAGUAUUUGUUAGGAAGUUAUAUAAAUAACAGAAAUCCAAUUAUUGCUUUCAUAUUUGUUUGAAAAUUUAACGCGGCUGUUACUUUAGCUCAAAAACUUCUUCGUUUGCGAAGUGAUUAGCAAAUGGAAAUCAUCGGAAGUAAGAAGGCAAUUCUGUUACAUGGAAUACACAUUAAUGUAUUAACUCGAUUGAUAUACGAAUUAGGAUUCAUUUGCAAAAUUUCAGAAACGUUCCGAUGAGAAAAUCUUCACAAUUAAAUUGAAAAUUACUUUUGUUGUUUUUUAGUAACUCCAGAGAGUAUCAUCAUUCCAAUAGUAUCAUGCAUACUUGGAUUUCCAUUGCUGGCUCUAAUGGUUAUCUGUUGUUUAAGAAGAAGAGCAAAACUCGCGAGAGAACGAGCUCGAAGAAGAAAUUGCGAUCUAGAUCACGGGGCUCUCAGUCUCGUUCGUUUUAGCCCUGUCCAUCGUUUAGCUGGAAUAGAUCGUCCAAGAGCAGUAUCAUUACGAAGCGAUCGAGGAUCUAAAGCUUUCCCAUCGUUGGAGCUAGACACGGUGGUUGAAGAACGAUCAGAUCCUGAACAAAGCACUGCAUUGGAACUUAGUAGCCCAGAUUAG